UAGAAUAAAUAUGCCAGCCAAGGAGGGAAUCCACCACCGCCAAUAAUUUCAUUUUCAUGAUGGGAUUUGUUUUCUUUCGGUUAAAUAAAUUUUCCAAUUAAUCUUCAAUAAUAUUGGCAUCGCUGAUUGUUUUUUUCUGUUUUGCAUAAUUGGGAAGUGUACGAAAUCUGGGAGUGUAACGUCAAGCUGUUGCUUUUUCUUCACGCCAACAUGAACCCGUCCGAGUUGGAGUUUCUCGCUGAAAAGGAAAUUGUCGAAAUUGUGCCAAAGUUCACAUUGGACACUAUUUGUUUAAUGGAAGGGAACUUGGGACCCUUUCGGGCCGGCCUUCCCGUCCGAGUCCCCCUCUGGGUGGCCCUUGACUUUCGACGACGAGAGCGCUGCACCCUCGUCCCACCCGACUGGAUGAACAUCCAGGCGUUGGAAGCAAUCAAAAAGGAAGAAAAGACCAACGAACUGUUCACUAAAAUGCCCAACGAGCAUUACAUGGCAGUUACGGUGGUCAUAUGCAGGUCUUGUUCUCAGGACAUCCCAGAUUCAGACAGGGUCCAGGUAUUAGUCAAGGACAUUUGGGACAAUAGAAUUGCAAAGAUAAGAACUGCAAUUGAUAGUUUCAUCAAAACGGGGUCUUCCUUCGCUAAGGUGAAUAAUCUUACCCAGAUGGAAAUUGCGAAUGUCAGACCGUUUUUUCCUCACGCACUGGAGCAGAUUCACAGGAUGCGACAGAAUUCUCAAGAAGCUCUCAUUAAUUUAAAUAAUUCCAAAAGUCAGUCACAGUCUGACAGUAUGUAUCCAGACAGUGAUAGGAUGACUCAAUAGAAUAAAGUUCACAUAAAUCUAUGAUUGUUUUCAGAAAACUAUGUACCUAAAAUAAACUACUUGCAUGUGAGAACGUAUAUGUACGUAUAAUUACAUAUUAAGGUAAUUAUCGAGUAGAAAAUACCUUUAAUAAAAAAUUAUUAUCGAGUCGGUGGGUUGGGGUUGUGUUAAAAUAUUGCUAAAUGAUGGAGGACUUACAGAAGACUUGUGUCUUAAAAAUAAUAAACAUUAUAAUGACCUCACCAA
This is a messenger RNA of Folsomia candida, 1065 nucleotides long. It is a transcript of the gene Psf2, whose product is annotated as DNA replication complex GINS protein PSF2. Gene Ontology annotation, biological process: double-strand break repair via break-induced replication; DNA replication. Bases 211 to 819 code for a protein of 202 amino acids. Gene Ontology annotation, cellular component: GINS complex; nucleus. Lineage: Eukaryota; Metazoa; Arthropoda; Collembola; Entomobryomorpha; Isotomidae. The record is from RefSeq and is a predicted model, not a curated record. The transcript has 3 exons.